CAGAUGCUUUGCGCAUGAACAGUGUCCUCCAAUCUACUUUCAGUUCCGGUGUGAACGACGUGUUGUGCUUCCGGUGAUCACUUUGUCGGGUUCGUUGCUUCCUAGUGGUGUCGUUGGGCUAUUGUCAUCGAGUAUGGCUGCAUUGGGCCCUGAGUGCUCCCAUUCUGGGGCUCUGGUAACCCAAGACCUGACUUCCAGCGUUGUAGCUGUGCCGACAUCGGAGAACACAGAGGAGAAGAAGCCAAAGAAGAAGGUGCUGAGUGAGGAGACGUACAUAGAGAAUCUGCAGAAAAUCAUCCAGAGAGAUUUCUAUCCUGAUGUAGAAAAGCUGCGGGCUCAGAAGGAAUACUUAGAGGCAGAAGAGUCUGGAGAUCUUGAGAAGAUGAGGCAGAUAGCUAUCAAGAUUGGGACAUCGGUGAGGAUGUCUAGAGAUACUCCGUUACCUUAUGUUACACCUGCCACAUUUGAAACACCUGAUGGCGGUAUUCCUGGUACACCUUCUUUGGCUGCAAAGCACAGAACAGGAGAUGAAGAAGGCGAGAACACAGAAGAGGAAAGUCGGGAGCUUCCCAGCCUUGAUAAUUUUUUAGCAAAACACACAAGUGAGGACAACGCUUCCUUUGAACAAAUAAUGGAAGUGGCAAAAGAGAAAGAGAGAGCACGGAAUUUCUGGCUAUAUGAAGCUGAAGAAGAGUACAGACAGCGGUUUCAGAAUAACCUGGCUCUCCCUUCUGCUGAAUUGCAAGCCAUAGAAAAUGUAAAAGCGGGACUAGACACCUGGGAGUACAAAACACAUAACAGCCUCAUGUACUAUCCUGCAGGUGUGCCAGAUAAUGAUCUCAUCUUCAAAAAACCUCGGGAGGUGGUCCAUAGAAACACACGUUUCCAGAAGGACCCAUUUAGUCAAGCCUUGAGUAAGACACAGCUCCAACAAGCAGCUGCCUUGAAUGCACAAUAUAAACAAGGGAAGGUAGGCCCUGAUGGGAAGGAACUGAUACCACAGGAAUCCCCAAAAGUCAAUGGCUUUGGAUUUAUGGGCACUCCAUCACCUGCUCCUGGAGUUGACGAGUCCCCUUUAAUGACAUGGGGUGAGGUUGAGAGCACUCCUUUUCGUUUAGAUGGUUCAGAGACCCCAUAUUUGGAAAAGGCACCUGGUCCAUCAUUUAAGAUUCUGGAACCUGGCCGCAGGGAGCGUUUGGGUCUGAAAAUGGCCAAUGAGGCAGCAGCAAAGAACAGAUCGAAGAAACAGGAAGCAUUAAGAAAAGUGACAGAGAAUCUAGCUAGCCUUACACCCAAAGGUCUGAGCCCCUCCAUGUCUCCUGCUCUUCAGCGUUUGGUUAAUAGGACUUCAAGUAAAUACACAGAUAAAGCUUUAAGAGCAAGUUACACCCCAUCUCCUGCACAUACAGGCUUGCAUGCCUUGAAGUCACCAGGAGGAUCUCGUCUAACGCCCACUGUAACCCCCACUCCUGGGGCUGCUUCACAGACUCCUACUGUUCCUGAUUCCACUACUAUUACUGAUAACCUGCUGCAUUUACCCAAACGAAGAAAAGCAUCAGAUUACUUCUGAUUUGAAAAAUUGACUUUAUAAAUUCUAGACUUUUAUAGAUUGGCCUGAUUUCUAAGUGACUUGGACAACAACUCAUUGUUAUUUCACACACAGUCAAGAUUAAGGAAUUGCAAAAUAUGUUUAAAUCUCUUUUUGGAGAUCAUUUAUAUGAAAAUGCUAAUUUACUAGCAACUACUAUGUGUAUUUUCUAAUUAUUAUUAUUUAAACGUGGAUCUGUGCAUUGGGUAUUUCACAAAGAUGUUAAAGUGACAGUAAACAAUAUCCUUAUUUCCCCAAAAAUAAUCCAUACACAUUCACUACCUAAUAACCAUGUAAUCUAUUUUUCAUGUGUUUUUUUUGCCUCCUUGUAACACCCUCUCUGUGAUUCAGAACCCCUCCUUUUCCCUCU
Messenger RNA from Rana temporaria (common frog), 1958 nucleotides. RefSeq names its product ess-2 splicing factor homolog (gene ESS2). Gene Ontology annotation, cellular component: catalytic step 2 spliceosome. The transcript has 10 exons. The record is from RefSeq and is a predicted model, not a curated record. Bases 134 to 1570 code for a protein of 478 amino acids. NCBI's taxonomy places the organism in Eukaryota, Metazoa, Chordata, Amphibia, Anura, Ranidae.